Molecule: messenger RNA, 2369 nt
Organism: Daphnia carinata
Lineage: Eukaryota; Metazoa; Arthropoda; Branchiopoda; Diplostraca; Daphniidae
Product: propionyl-CoA carboxylase alpha chain, mitochondrial-like
Exons: 16
Coding region: 116-2266 (716 amino acids)
Cellular component (GO): mitochondrion
Molecular function (GO): metal ion binding; propionyl-CoA carboxylase activity; ATP binding
Source: RefSeq, a predicted model, not a curated record
GUUCAGUGAUUUCAGUACGGGUAUUUCAAUUGGGUUUGAAGCUAGCAGACGAAGUCUGUUUUGCUUCUGGUAAGUGCAACCAUUUUUGCAGAACUUACUUUCCCUGAAUCACGAAAUGAUCAACUUAAAGUAUGGCGUGGGGUUUCAAUUCCUUAUCAAGAUUCACAGGAGUUUUAAUCAUUCCCUUAAAAAUGAAUGUGGCAGAAGAUCAUUGUCGUCGUUUUACACAACAGACCCUAUUGAUAAAGCCGAACCAACGUUUGAAAAGAUUCUGAUUGCAAAUCGUGGAGAAAUAGCCUGCAGAGUCAUGCGAACAGCUAAGUUGAUGGGCAUCAAAACUGUAGCUGUGCACUCAACAGUUGAUUCAAAUGCGCUUCAUGUUAAAAUGGCUGAUGAAGCUGUGUGCAUUGGACCUCCAGCAACCAGGGAAUCUUACUUAAAUAUGGAGAAAAUUUUGAAUGUUAUUAGGCAAACUGGAUCUCAAGCUGUCCACCCAGGAUAUGGAUUUUUAUCAGAAAAUGCUGAAUUUGUGACUAUUCUGGAAAAAGAAGGCAUCAGUUUUAUAGGUCCAUCAGCACAUGCCAUAUCAGGCAUGGGAGACAAGAUUGAGUCAAAAAGGGUAGCAAAAGAGGCUGGAGUUCAUGUCAUUCCUGGAUUUGAUGGAGUUGUUAAAGAUGAAGAACACUGCCUUGAAAUUUCGCGGAAUAUUGGUUAUCCUGUUAUGAUCAAGGCUUCUGCGGGAGGUGGAGGGAAGGGCAUGCGCAUAGCAUGGAAUGAUACCGAAGCCAGGGAAGGAUUUCGUUUAUCCAAACAAGAGGCGGCAAGCUCAUUUGGUGAUGACAGAAUGUUGGUUGAAAAAUUCGUUGAUAACCCCAGACAUAUAGAAAUUCAAAUACUUGGAGAUAAACUAGGGAAUGUAAUUUAUUUGAAUGAAAGAGAAUGCAGCAUACAGCGCCGCAAUCAGAAAGUUAUUGAAGAAGCCCCUAGCACCUUCAUAGACCCAGCUACACGGAUAGCAAUGGGGCAACAAGCUGUAUCUUUGGCAAAGAAAAUCGGCUAUUCCUCCGCGGGAACUGUUGAAUUUUUAGUCGACUCUAAAAAGAAUUUCUAUUUUCUUGAAAUGAAUACUCGAUUGCAAGUAGAGCACCCUAUUACAGAAAUGAUAACUGGAAUUGAUCUCGUACAUCAAAUGAUACGUGUUGCAAAAGGCCACCGUCUCAAUCUCAAGCAAUCAGAUGUUCCCCUAAAGGGAUGGGCGAUCGAGUGUCGGGUUUAUGCAGAGGAUCCCUUCAAAAAUUUUGGAUUGCCUUCUAUUGGACGUCUAGAUCAGUAUAUAGAACCAACGUUUAUCCCGAAUGUCCGCUGUGAUAGUGGAGUCGAAGAGGGUAGCGAAAUAAGCAUCUAUUACGAUCCAAUGAUAUGCAAGCUUGCAUGUCAUGGUCCUACACGCGAUGAAGCUCUGAAAACCUCAAUCGAAGCCCUCGAUUCCUAUGUUAUCAGAGGUGUUACCCACAAUAUUCCUUUAUUACGGGACAUCUUAGAUGAAUCACGAUUUGUCCGCGGAGACAUAAACACCAAGUAUCUUCCCGAGGUCUAUCCGAACGGCUUCCAGGGGAAACAACUCCAGUUGUUGGAAAGACAGCAUUUAAUAAGCAUAGCAGCAUGCAUGUGGGCUACUAACGAACUGCGCUUACAAGCAUUUGCCAAUGAGAGAAAUGAUAAUUGCAUGCUGAAAAAAAAUGUUGAGAAGUGGGUCUUAUCAGUUAACGUCGCAGGAAACAAAUCCCCUUGCGAAGUAGAAUUGGGUGAUGAUGGUUAUUAUAAGGCGACCAUCGAAGGAAAGACAUACCGCAUACGAAACACCCUUAAUCUUGCUUCCCCUGUGAUUAAAGUAACAGUGGAUGAUGAAAAUCACGUAGUUCAGCUUAUCUCGAAAAAUUCGAAUGGAGAUUUUCGCAUUAGAUUUAAGGGCACACCAUUUGCAGUAAGUAUUUUGACCAAAAAAACCGAAGGCUAUGUGUCGCACAUGCUGGAGAAGCCAAAGGUGGACGUAAGCAAAGCUGUACUAUCACCGAUGCCCGGAGUCGUACGGAGCGUGAAUGUUAAAGUUGGGGAUAGCGUUAGUGAAGGACAAGAAGUUUUGGUGAUCGAGGCUAUGAAAAUGCAAAAUAAGUUAACUGCUACAGCCACCGGAAAGAUAAAGUCGGUAAACUGCCGUCCCGGAGACACCGUGGAAGAAGGAAUAACAUUGGUGGAGAUGGAAUGAGAACCAUGCAGUUGUAAGAAAAUGAGUAAGGGGGAUUUAUUGGAGUUGAUGACUGUUAUUGUGUAGUCCAACUGCAAGUCAAAAGAUAUUUUAUGUGUUAAAA